This is a messenger RNA of Thunnus maccoyii (southern bluefin tuna), 4348 nucleotides long. RefSeq names its product serum response factor b (gene srfb). Bases 192 to 1997 code for a protein of 601 amino acids. NCBI's taxonomy places the organism in Eukaryota, Metazoa, Chordata, Actinopteri, Scombriformes, Scombridae. The transcript is spliced from 8 exons. Gene Ontology annotation, molecular function: RNA polymerase II cis-regulatory region sequence-specific DNA binding; DNA-binding transcription factor activity, RNA polymerase II-specific; protein dimerization activity. Gene Ontology annotation, biological process: positive regulation of transcription by RNA polymerase II. The record is from RefSeq and is a predicted model, not a curated record.
UUGAAGGGUCUUGGGGGCAGCAUCACUUUCGAAAGUUUGUCUCGGUAAUUUCCUGGAGUCUCCAAACCCUCCGCUGGCCUGGUUUGUUUACAUUUUUUGGCCCGGGCGUGUGUGCGUUUUACCAGCCUUUCACGAGACAACGCGCUCCAGCUUGUUGGGCUGGUGUUCACAGACUCGGUCCGGUAAAUAGAAUGUUACCGAGCCAGGUUGGGUCGGCACCAUCUGGAAACGGGUCAGCUUCAGGCAGAGGUACCACAGGACACGGUUCGGGCGUUGUCGGCAGCGGGAUUCGUCCCGUUUUGGUCAGAGCAGGGCAAGCUUUACCGGGGGUCAGCGAAAGCGCCGGUGCUGCCGGGCGACUCGGGGAGAGAGACGCCGUCGGGAUGCUGGGGGCUAAUGGUCCAGGGGGUCCGCGAGGUGUGAGACCCGGGAACGGGACCGGGGUGACCCCUCCACAGACCGCCAUUCAGGGCAACAUGGUGGGGUUAAACACAGGAGUUGUGCUGCCCCACGGAGCCAGGUUCGACCCGGACAGAGAUAGUGCGCCUCUGUGCAGCGGCUCGGAUAAUGACUCGGACUCCGGAGAUGAUGAUGACCCAGUGGGUUCACUCGGGGACAGCAGGAGAGGGGUGAAGCGGGAGCGAGGAGAGAUGGAGGCUGCCGUCACAGGGCAGGAGGUGGGAGUACCUCCCGGAGGUUACGGCAUGGUGCCCGGAGGGGUCGCAGGGGCAAAGCCGGGGAAGAAGACACGUGGACGCGUAAAGAUAAAGAUGGAAUUUAUUGACAACAAGUUGAGACGGUACACCACUUUCAGCAAGAGGAAGACUGGUAUUAUGAAAAAGGCAUAUGAACUCUCCACCCUGACGGGAACCCAGGUUCUACUGCUUGUGGCCAGUGAAACAGGUCACGUCUACACUUUUGCCACUCGCAAACUCCAACCCAUGAUCACCAGUGAAACGGGCAAAGCCCUGAUCCAAACAUGCCUCAACUCACCGGACUCACCACCACGCUCUGACCCCUCCAUGGACCAGCGCAUGAGUGCCACAGGCUUUGAGGAGACAGACCUCACCUACCAGGUGUCUGAGUCGGAGAGCAUGGGAGACACUAAGGACACACUGAAGCCGACGUUCACGGUAGCCAACCUCCCAGGCACUACCAGCAGCGCCCAGUCCACGGUGCCCACCACCUCCACCACCAUGCAGGUGAGCAGCGGGCCCUCGUUUCCCAUCACCAACUACCUGGCACCUGUUUCGGCCAACAGCAACAUCAGCGCCAACGGCACCGUCCUCAAGACAGCCGGCGCCUCCACGGGGGUCAUGCAGCUGCCCGGCGGCUUCACCUUCAUGCCCGCAGGCACUCCUCUCCCCCCUGGCACCCCCACCAUUCCUCUGAGCCAGCUGCAGCAGCACUCCCUGGCCCUCCAGGGGCAGCAUGGUCAGACCCUGACCGCCGCCCCGCAGCCACAGCAGGGACAGCAGGCUGUCUUCCGCUUCCCUGCUGCUGUCUCCCUCACAGGAACAGGUGUUCCCCAGCAGCUCCAGGCUAUCCAGGUCCACCCCAACACCCAGUCCACCUCCAACAGUGACAGCAGCCCCGAAAUGUCCCACACCUCCACAAACUCCACCGCAACGGUGAGUCUCCCAGCAACCAUCGUCACCUCGUCAGUGCCAACGUCUGUGGCGGGUCACAUGAUGUACCCCAGUCCCCACACGGUGAUGUACGCCUCCACACCAGCGCUGGCUGACGGGGGUCUGGCUGUGCUCAACGCCUUCUCCCAGGGCACCUCAGCCAUGCAGGUGUCCCACGCACAGGCCCAGGACACAGGUGCUGUCCCUCAGGUGUUCCUCACAGCACCUCCAGGCACGGUGCAGAUCCCCGUCUCAGCGGUGCAGCUACACCCAAUGGUGAUUGGCCAGCAGUCGAGCGGCAGCAGCAGUAACCUGACGGAGCUACAGGUGGUGAACCUGGACGCAGCACAAAACUCAAAGAAUGACUGACAGACGGCUGGAGCUGUUAACACGACAGACCCAGAACACACACAAACACACACACACACACACACUGACUGACUGACUGACUGACUGACUGACUGACUGACUGACAUCUCUAUUUAUUGAUGCCUUCCUACAGAAUUACACAUCACACUUCUGAAUGUGACUUUAAAGUACAUAUAUACACACAAUCAAGGGCAUAUGUGUGGCUGACCCUUAUACAGUAUGUUUUGGUAUAUAAAUAUAUAUAUAAAUAUAUAUAUAUUCGCAAAUGCAUAGGAAAUAUGUAUCACUACAUCCAUCAUCGGAAAACUAUUUUCUAUGCCGUUAGAUGGUGUUAUUUUUUGUGUGCGCGUGUUUUUGUUUUCCUUUUUUGAAAAUGUGUAAUUACAUGUACACACACUGCAAGGUGCCACAGCUUCACACCAGCCAAAGAGACAUUUGUUUGUCUGAAUGUUCCAGUGUGAGCAACUUGUGCACAAGCGUGUGUGUCUGUGUGUGUGCGCAUAUCUGGGGUUUGUAAAUGGGCAAGGAGACGCUUAUUGACUUAAAGACAUUUGGAAAUGUACAUAUUUUUUUUAAAAAUAACUUGUAUUUUUAGCCUGGUUUAGUUUGUGCAACAGCAUGUAGUUGUUUUUUACGUAGUGGUUUUGUAUGUACAUGAAAAUGAUUUGCAUAAGGAAAAGAAUUAUUUACAUGUAUAUGUAAAUUAAUUUAAUAUACCAUCAUAUGUUGAUAUAUUGUCAUGCUGUUGGGAGUUUUCACUACAAGAUGGAGAAAGAACGCUGGAUGUUUUUCUAUAUUUUUGAUUGUGACAUUUGUAGGACUGUCCCUCAGAUAGGAUCAAAGAGCUGGGUCAUGAAAUGUAAAACGGGAUGUUUAUGAUUUACUGUUAACAUAUUCUCUACUUAAGCUGGGAACUCUUUGCUGCAUCUGCUGAUGCAGCUCUGUGUGUGAGGUUUCCUCAUGAAGCCCUGAUCUGGCACUUUCUGAGUGUAGAAAUUGAGAGUGUAUGUUAAAAACAUUGACAAUCUGAUGGAAAUUACAUGUUCAGAUCCCAACAUUCAGCAACAAGUAAUUAUAUUUUCAUCAGUGUACAACCCAAGUCUAAAAACCUUUCAAAAACUGUCACACAAUUAAUAUCCUUCAAGUGAUAUUUAAGUGACUUCACAUUGAGUUUGUUGGCUUCUUUUUAAUGCUAUCAUAGAUGAUGUAAUCCUUCUCUGGUUAACAAACCUGAGUACCAAACAAGUUUUCAUGACAACAGAUAAAUAAAAAUGUUGUCUAAUUUGUUUCAGAAGUGACCCAUCAUAAACUUAACUUUCAUGUGAUGCUACUACUGACUUGAGUCAGGGCAUUGAACACAAACGUGUUUUAACAAGAAUAGGUAAUGACACUGUAUAGACCUGACGAUUCCACUUCAAUACUGCAAUCAAAGCAUUUGUGUUUCCUUGUGUGGAACUACUUAAUGUUCUUUGGUGUAGUCUCAAUACUGUAAUAUUACAACGGCAAUCAGUAUGAUUAUUUUUGUAAGAACAAGAAUCUCGAUUUGGAAAAGUGACUUCAGGUGCUUUGAAAUGUUACUAUACUCCUUUAACUGAACUGUAAGAUCUUAGCUGACUGCAAUCUCAGUAUGUACCUCAGCAAUCAUUAAGAAUGAACCAGGUUAUUAAACAGAGCCUUCUUUCUGCACCGUAGUGCCUCUUUUCAAAUCACUGCAAGGCGAGGGAAAUUUCACAUUUCCAGGCCACCUCACGACUUCUGACUUGUCGUACAAUCCUCUCCUCUGCCCAGAGAGUUUUGACUCACUUCUACAGAAUUAGCUGGAUGACUGAACAUGGCAGGCUUAUAGCCAAAGAGAAUCUGACAGAGGAUAAAGCACCCAUACUGACUGCUGUUCAGUUAUUCACUGACAGCAGAGGUCAUUUUCAUGCUAGAUGUUCUCUGGUCUGUCUCUGUACAUGUUGUCAUGUCAUCCUGCACACAGCUCUCACAGACGUUUGCAUAGACGUGUGUCAAAGGCAUUUCCAGUACUACCUGGUGGUUAUUCAAGAAUACCAUUUUAAAAGGGGAUUAUAAAAUAGAAUUUGUGGUUUUCACCUUGUCCUUUAAAGGUAAAUGGCUAUUUUGUGUAUUUUUGUUUUGUUGUACAGACAUUUUGUAAUAAAAACAAGAUAAAACAUAUUGAACUGUUCAAAGAAUGACCACAUCUCCUGCUGAAGAACUCUUUUUAAUUGGGACGGAGAAUGUUAAACAAAACCAUAUUGUCCUGAAUGGAACCUAACACAUUUGUAUAACAGUGAUGAAAUGAAGACGGCUGAUGAGGAAUAAAUGAACCAAUGCCUCUGAGUACACGA